UGCUUGGUUGCAGGCUGUUGUCAAGUGGGGCCUCCAGGCCCACCUGGUGAACCAGGUGCUGAUGGUGAGAAUGGUCUUGAUGGUCAGCCUGGGAAUGAUGGGCCUCCUGGAAAAGAUGCGGAGGCCGAUAGUUCAUCGGAGUUUACGCCAUGUGUCAGAGAAUGCCCGCCAGGACCAACUGGUCCUCCUGGACCCCCUGGUGAUAAAGGACCCAAAGGAUAUCCUGGUGAAAUUGGCGAACCAGGCGUUCCAGGGAAGCCAGGAGAAAAAGGACCACCCGGUAAAAUGGGUCCGCAAGGGCCGCCUGGGAUUGCAGGUAUGCAGCAUGUUCUCGUUUUCCAAGAUGACUGGAUGUAUGCGUGGACUUUUUUUGCUAUUUUUUAUCUGUUGGCGUGA
Messenger RNA from Gongylonema pulchrum, 396 nucleotides. The record is from the annotation of a GenBank genome assembly. NCBI's taxonomy places the organism in Eukaryota, Metazoa, Nematoda, Chromadorea, Rhabditida, Gongylonematidae.